AUCAGAGAAUGCACACAGGAGGAAAACCUGAUGAGUAUAACAGAAGUAAAGAAGCCUUGCAGAAGUCAUCCCACAGUCAAAAUGAGCGAACUCAUACAGUAGAGAAAAUCUAUGACUGUGACCAGUGUGGGAAAUCCUUCCACAAAAAGCCACACCUGACUCAACAUCCAAGAACUCACACAACGGAAAAACCCAGUAAGUGUAAUGAUAGUGAGAGAGCUGUGGAAAAGGAGUCCUACCUCGCUCUAAAGCAGAGAAUUAACACGAGCGAGAAAAGCUUUAAAGGUAGUAAGUGUGAGAAAUCCUCCCACAAGACGUUGAAACUCAGUCAACAUCAGAGAACUUGCUCAGGGGAACCAAAUAAUGAGUGUAGUGAAAGUGGGAGAGUCUUAAGUAAGCAAUCACACCUCACUCAAAGUCAGAGGGCUCACAAAGGGAAGAAAACCUAUGACUGUAAUAAAUGUGGGGACAGCUUCCCUAAGAAAACAGACCUUUCUCAACAUCAGAGUGUGUACACAGGAAAAAAGCCCUAUGAAUGUAGUGAAUGUGGGAAGUCCUUUUUUGUAAAGUCCAACCUCACUGAGCAUCAAAGAACUCACACAGGAGAAAAACCCUACAAAUGUCAUGAAUGUGGAAAAUUCUUCUGCCAGAAGUCAGCCCUCACCGUACAUCAGAGAACUCACACGGGAGAGAAACCCUAUAAAUGUAAUGAAUGUGGGAAAACCUUCUGUGUGAAGUCAAACCUUACUCAACAUCAAAGGACCCACACAGGAGAGAUACCCUAUAAAUGUAAUGAAUGCUGGAAGUCUUUCUGCGUGAAAUCUAACCUCAUUGUACAUCAGAGAACUCAUACAGGAGAGAAACCCUACAGAUGUCCCGAAUGUGGGAAAACCUUCUAUGAAAAGUCAGCCCUCACAAAACAUCAGAGAAUUCACACAGGGGAAAAACCCUAUGAAUGUAAUGAAUGUAGAAAAACCUUCAGCCAGAGGUCAGCUCUCACCAAACAUCAAAGAAAAAAAACAUAAGAAGAAAACUCCCACCAGUACUCUCCAUGUGCAGAAGCCAUCCUCUGCAGUUCAUAGCCGUUGAACAUCAGGAAAAUCACAGGACAGAACCGCUUAGAUGUCAACACAUGUAGGAAGGUCUUUAUCAAUAGGUUAGAGCU
Kogia breviceps (pygmy sperm whale) is the source of this 1165-nucleotide messenger RNA. Lineage: Eukaryota; Metazoa; Chordata; Mammalia; Artiodactyla; Physeteridae. The record is from RefSeq and is a predicted model, not a curated record.